GUAGCACAAGACGAAGGGGAUGGGCCACGUGGUAGUCAAGCGAAGGUGGUAACUCAAGAGAAGCGUAAACCUAAUAGUGAUGGAGAAUAUCAUUCUAAAGAGUUGCAACGGAACUUACAUGUUGGGCAAUCGAAUUAUUCGUCUCUGAAUGUUGAAGAUGUUUAUGCAAUCGAUGGGGUACGAAAAAAGUAG
Messenger RNA from Ilex paraguariensis (yerba mate), 192 nucleotides. NCBI's taxonomy places the organism in Eukaryota, Viridiplantae, Streptophyta, Magnoliopsida, Aquifoliales, Aquifoliaceae. The record is from the annotation of a GenBank genome assembly.